Molecule: messenger RNA, 1503 nt
Organism: Heterostelium album PN500
Lineage: Eukaryota; Evosea; Eumycetozoa; Acytosteliales; Acytosteliaceae
Product: AAA family ATPase
Exons: 9
Coding region: 1-1503 (500 amino acids)
Molecular function (GO): ATP hydrolysis activity; ATP binding
Source: RefSeq, a predicted model, not a curated record
AUGAGCAGCGAUUAUAUUUUAAUAUUGAUUGUUUUUGAUAGUUUGAAAUAUUCUUAUAAUACUAUUAAUAAUCAUCAUAAUAGUCGUAGCAAUGAUAAUAUAAAUAAUAUAUUUAAAACAUUAGAUAUAAGAUUACCAGUUCAUUUAUUAAUACAAUCUAGAACAGGUCUUGGUAAAUCAUUGCUAAUCAAUACGAUACUGAAUGAAUUUAAAUCACUUUAUAAACAUGAUUUAGAUUAUCAAAUUAUAAAUUCAACUUAUCUUUAUCAAGAGAAUGAUGGUGAUACAGAGAGAUAUCUAACAUCUCUAAUCAAGAGAAAUAAUAACAAUAGUAGUACAAAACCUUUUAUAUUGGUAUUAGAAGAGUUUGAUUCAAUAUCUGUAAAGAGAGAAAGUGGUAGAGUUGGUAAAAUUGAGAGAGGAGUAACAACAUUUUUGUUGGAUCUGUUAGAUGGUAACAGUGAACCAAGCAAUGUAAACAGUUGUAUUUUUAUAAUUGGUAUAACGAAUAGAGUUGAUUCAAUCGAUAGUGAAAUGUUUCAAUGUGGUAGAUUCGAUUCAGUAAUCAACAUACCAAUACCAUCUCCACAAGAUCGUAAGGAUAUACUAUCAAUUUUAAUAAAGAAGUACUCUGGCUAUUAUGAUAAUAAACAAUAUUAUGAUGAAUUAAUAGAUUAUCUUGCCAAUUGUACACAUGGAUAUGUAGGUGCCGAUCUUCAAUUCCUAUGUAAUGAAGCUGCUACCCAUGCCAUUGUAAAAAGUGAAAAACAACAAAAAGAGAGUCGACAACAACAAUCUCAGCGUUUGUUGGUCAGUCGUGAGGAUUUCAAUGAGAUGUUUCACCGUGUGAAGCCAUCGAUAUUGAAUCAAUAUCAGAUUCGACUGGAGAGUAUCGCUUUCGAGGAGAUAGGUGCGCUCGAUCAAGUGAUACAGAGGAUAAAGACUGCGGUGUUGCUACCGAUUCUCAACCCUGAGCCGCUGGCACGCAUCGGUAUCGAAGUGUUGGCGCGACACCGUGGAUUCGACAGUAGCACAGAGCAGUCGGCCGACCGUCUUCUAUCAUGUCUACUCAUUGAAAUGGAUGGAUUUGCAACAUCGCAACAACAUAGAAGCAAGACUAAAGGUGCAGCUGCAUCUACUAACAAUAGCAUAGGUAGUAUUGUACUUGGAGCUACCACUAGAAUCGAUAUGUUGGAUCCAACGAUUCUGCGACCCGGCAGAUUUGACUACCACAUUGAAAUACCCAAUCCCGAUCACAACGGUAGAAUAGAUAUUCUAACGAAACUGACAAAGAAUAUGCCGCUGGCAGACGACGUCAACCUCUUCAAAUUGGCCGACUUGACCAAUGGUUGUUGUGGUGCCGACUUGGCCAACCUCUGUAAAGAAUCAGCAUUAAUUGCAUUAAGACAAGAUUUAAACUCAACAAAGAUUGAAAUGCAACAUUUUAUGGAAGCAAAAGAGGCACUAAAAUUGAGGACUUUUUUUAAUCAAAAUAUUUCAUAA